Molecule: messenger RNA, 1065 nt
Organism: Scedosporium apiospermum
Lineage: Eukaryota; Fungi; Ascomycota; Sordariomycetes; Microascales; Microascaceae
Exons: 4
Coding region: 1-1065 (354 amino acids)
Source: RefSeq, a predicted model, not a curated record
AUGCGGCCUCCCCGAGCGUACCAGGGCUCAAUCCACCUGGGCGGCAAGAUAAUCAGCAAGUCAUUCCUCCGCCCGAGGCUUUUCGCCAUUCGUAGGUCUGGAGAGAAGCUUUACAACCCCGACGGCUCGGAAAUCCGCCCCCGGUGGCCAAAGCGCAAGGAUCCUGAGGACAAAUACACUCGGACUGAGUCGGCGGAGAGCGAGACCCCACGACUUCCCAGGGAUGAGGCUGGCAGUAGCAGGUUCGCUUCGGCGCCUGGUCCUCAGGUAAUUCCCGAGCAUCUCCAGGAGCCGUCGGAUUUCGCCUUCGAUGGCAUUGCUCCUCACACCCCGAGCGAGAUGUCGGCACUCCGAGUCCCUCGUCCCGGUAACCCCGUCGCCAAGACUCUCGAGUCCGCGCCGACCCGUGACAAUGAGUCUCCCAAGUCCGAGGACGAAAGGGUCGAUGGAAUCUUCGGCGGUGCCAAGCGCCAGCGCGAGCGGGAGCGCGGCAUGUUCGGAGUCUUCAAGUACGGGCCGAGCAAGAACAAUCAGGGAAAUCCCCCCACCCCGACCCCUCAGAAGCGAUUCAAGAGCGAGCCGAUCUCGUCGGGCUCGAAGCGCUCCCUCUCUAAGGAGCAUGCGUCUGGCAAGUUUGAUGAUAUUAGCCCCCGGCUGAGGGAGUUGUUUAAGCGUAAGCAGAGCAAGGAUGAGGAGAGUGACGGUCUUUCCACCACGCCUUCGAAGAAGCCUCGUCGUAUCGGUCUGUUCAGUCGUUUCAUGUCUCAGCCGUCGGGAAUUUUGCCCCCAUCCCCCAUCGAGAAGCUUGUUGAGAGUCCUCGAGGUGCGCAGCCUGUCGCUACACCUCGUCGUCAGACUGCCCCCGCUGGAAGCGCGACGGCCGCCACGCCUCGAUCGAUCAAGGUGGAGCGCCCAGAGUCUGAGAAGGACGAGCAGGAGAGGAUUCCGUUUUUGAAACUUCCGUAUGCUGAUUCGAACGAUGACGAUGGCUUUACGCCCGUCAACCCCCCUGGCAUGUGGAAAAACAAGGGUCGAAACAAUCCCUUCGCUCGGAAGGAUCAUUAA